AUGUCUGAGAUCCUCGAUAAGGCACUGAAGCAUCUGUCGAUUGAGGAGGAGGAUGAACCGUUUGUGCUUCCUGACAGGCCAGAAUUCUACGCUACAGAGAGAAACUCUAUGAGCCUUAUCGGUCGUCUUCUAAACCCUCAUUGUCAAAAGAUGGGGGACCUUAUUCUUGAUAUGCCAAGGAAAUGGCAGCUCUACAAUAGAGUGAGAGGAGUGGCUCUGUCAAAAGAGAGAUUUCAGUUUAUCUUUAAGCAUGAGCAUGACUUAAUUGAUAUUCUGAACAGAGGAGUCCACACGUUCGAAAACUGGUCGAUUGUGUUAGAUCGAUGGAUGGAGAAACCACCUGAAGACUAUCUCAAGUUUAUUAUGGUGUGGGUCCAAAUGAGAAACAUUCCGGUGAACCAUUAUACCCCUGAAACCAUUGAGGCGUUGGGGGAGUUUGCUGGCCAUGUGGUUGAGGUUCCUUUCGACCCGGAGAAGGCACAGGUCAAACAUUAUGUAAGAGUACAGAGAUGUUACACUUGUCAAAGAUUAACGCAUGAGCAAUCAAUGUGCCCUUGGCGUAAAGUUGAUAAGGAGGCUACGGUGGGAGUUUCCUGCUCUUCGGGGGAAAGCAAGAAUACUGAAGUGCUGAACUUGCUUGAGGAAUCUGACCCGCUCUUUGGAGUCCUCUCUAGCAAACACCUCGGUCUUGAACCUGUUUCAGGUCGGCCCAAGAUUGCAAAGGAGGUUAUGGAUGGUAUGAGACAGUACCUGCAGGUUGAUGAGGGGCCAGAAAAGAUGGCGAGAGUAGAAAGAGUCAAGAAAUCCCUUGAGGAUUUGGAGAAUGAUCCUUUAGGGCAGAAAGUCUUUCUUCGGUUGGAAUCAGCUCCGAUCCUGUCCUCAUCUCUUGAUAAAGGAAAAGGUGCAGUUUUUGACUUCAGCUCUCAAGCGGAGCCUCAACCAAGACAAGAAAAGCUUAUGGCUAGCGCUAUUGCGGCGGGCUCCAAGAUCCUUCAGUCUGGAAAGGUGGUUUCUCCUGAUCCGGCUGCUAAGGAGUAUGAGGUCUAUGCUCAGUCCGGUUUUCUUGUGCAGGGUUCAACGGGUUAUAGUGUAGGUAUCUCUGAUACUAGCAUUUCCGGGACUCUUCUAAAGAAACCUAAACAACGUAAAAGACCUGGAACCUAUUCGAGGAAAGCAACAGGGAAAAGGGUAGUGAAAGCUGAGGCUGGAGGUAUCGUACGGGUGGGAGAAGGAGUGAUCUCAGACGGCAAGAGAAAAGCACAUGAUGAUGUCGAGCCAUCUAAAAGCUCUGCAAGGUUUAAGAAACCAUUGGUGGUCCCGAGUGAGGGACCGUCCAAUAUUUAA
This is a messenger RNA of Brassica napus (rape), 1344 nucleotides long. RefSeq lists its product as uncharacterized. The transcript has 2 exons. NCBI's taxonomy places the organism in Eukaryota, Viridiplantae, Streptophyta, Magnoliopsida, Brassicales, Brassicaceae. The coding region runs from base 1 to 1344 and encodes 447 amino acids. The record is from RefSeq and is a predicted model, not a curated record.